AGGAAAUGUCGCUCGUGACGCAACGCCUCCAGCUUUCCCCCACGGCAUUCAGCUCACCGGUAGGCUGGCGGACGAACACAUGGGGCCUCCGUUCUUUGUCUGUCAUACUUGUUUCAGGUGGCCGGUGGGUACAAGCACAUUCAGACCAUCACCAUCGGCCAGCACACCUUCCUCAAAGUCCCCUUCGGCAAGCUGCUCGCCUCACAAAUCGCCGACGGACUCGCCGAGGGCAGGAUCUGUGUGCUUGGGUCGACCAGGACGACGCACCCGAAGGCCUACUGCCUGUGUUAUGACGAGCAUGACGGGAGGUACUAUAUCGCCCAGGUGAGGAUGGGCGAGUGGGACACCAAGCAGAACCACGAGAUCGACGACACGAGCAGGGCCCUACAGGUAGGGACAUGCAUUCAAUGAAGUGGGUGGGGGAGGAGGAAUUAGGGGCUGUGUCGCUGCUGUCUCUCUUUGUGCAGCUGUUCUCGUCUCGCCAGGAGUUUGUCGACUUUGUCUCCAAGCUGACAGACUACAGCUGCUCGGGCCUCGACAAAUUCGGCCCCCCGUACUUCAACCCGGGGGAGGAGUUCCAGGCAAGCGCCUCUCCUCCUCGCCAUCAUUGCCAUGUCUCUGUCAGCCAGCCUGUCUGUCCUCUGUCUGUCUGCCUGAUGUGUCAGCACUUGAGCAUCCACUACCUGGUGAGUGUCCUGGGCGAGUGGGACCGCCAGAAAAAACGCGAGACGCAGGCGGAGAUCGACCGCAACGAAGAGCGCAAGACAGUCGACACCAUCAAGUCCUACUUCCGCACGGUGUACAAGGACGCCUACAAGGACCCAGCUGUCCACAAGGGGAAGACGUUCAAUCCCUUCAGAAACACCCGAUGACUGACUGACUGACUUACGGAGGGCAGACAGAGAGACACGUAUGUGAGAAGAGAAGUAACUGAGAUUUCGGCGUUCUUCUGUGGUCUGGACAAGUGUGUAGCCAUUGCAGAUCGUGUGCAUGGCUGGUCUGUCAAUGCAGUGAGUGAGAGGAAAGGGAAAUGGACUCCCAUCGACCAGCCAAAACGAGAAUUGAAAACGAGACCAUGGUGUCCG
Messenger RNA from Vitrella brassicaformis, 1085 nucleotides. Lineage: Eukaryota; Vitrellaceae. The record is from the annotation of a GenBank genome assembly.